Leptomonas pyrrhocoris is the source of this 389-nucleotide messenger RNA. RefSeq lists its product as hypothetical. The record is from RefSeq and is a predicted model, not a curated record. Bases 186 to 389 code for a protein of 67 amino acids. NCBI's taxonomy places the organism in Eukaryota, Euglenozoa, Kinetoplastea, Trypanosomatida, Trypanosomatidae. The transcript has a single exon.
AGUUGUGGGCACCGCCUCCGCUAUACUCAUUUGUACCGUCAUUUCUCCUCACGUAGACUUGCUUCUCUGCACAUAAGAAAGAAAGCACCCACAAGAAGAACGACCGCACUCACGAGUCCUUUUUGCUCAGCAAAAUCUUCAAGUAGAUAUACUUUCUUCAUCUCCCGCAACUCUGCAUCCACACGAUGACGGGAACCGAUGCAAAGACCCGCAAGCCGCUGAAGCCCGGCUUUCUCACCAAAUGUUUUGGUGACGCGGCGGUGCUGUUCAGCAAGACCACCACCGACCGCCUCACGGACCUCGCCGGCACCUUCUUGGUGAUGUGCAUUACCGUGUACUUCACGGUGGCUGGAUACCUGUUCUACCGCGAACUUGCUCUGAGCAGCUAA